CGAGCCGGGGCCGCGGCCGCUCGGUGCCAGCCGCGCUCGGUGCCAGCCGCGCUCGGUGCCAGCCAUGGCCCGUGUCACCCUCGUGUCGCAGCUCUGGCUCCUGCUCCAAGCGUCCUGCCUGUGCCUGGCGCAGCUCCGAGGGCCACCAGGAGAGCCUGGCCCACGAGGGCCCCCCGGUCCCCCAGGAGUGCCGGGAGCCGACGGCAUCGACGGUGACAAAGGCCCCGCCGGAGCCCCCGGUUCCCCGGGUGUCAAGGGCGAGCCUGGAGCCCCCGGUCCGGAUGGACCCGCAGGGAAGCCGGGCAUUGAUGGCCUGACGGGAGCCAAGGGGGAGCCAGGACCCAUCGGCAGGGCAGGGGUUAAAGGCCAGCCCGGACUCCCGGGGCCACCGGGGCUCCCUGGUCCUUCGCUGCCGGGACCCCCCGGGCUCCCGGGCCAGGUUGGACUUCCCGGGGAGAUCGGGGUGCCGGGACCCAAGGGUGACCCCGGACCCGACGGCCCCAGGGGUCCCCCAGGCCCCCCAGGGAAACCCGGCCUCCCGGGACACCUCCAAGGCCUGGAAGGCAGCGCUGAUUUCCUGUGCCCCACCAGCUGCCCCCCGGGUCCCAAGGGCCCCCAGGGACUGCAGGGACUGAAGGGACACAGAGGCCGCCCCGGAGCCCUCGGAGAGCCCGGAAAGCAGGGAGAGCCGGGCCCCAAGGGGGACGUUGGUGCCUCUGGAGAACAAGGAGUGCCAGGCCCUCCGGGACCUCAGGGCCUCAGGGGCUAUCCUGGCCCGGCAGGACCCAAGGGUGAGACGGGUCCUGCAGGCUACAAGGGCAUGGUCGGGAGCAUCGGAGCGGCGGGGCGGCCGGGCAGGGAAGGCCCCAAGGGACCACCUGGGGACCCUGGUGACAAGGGAGAGCCGGGUGGCCGUGGCAUCAGGGGACCCCAGGGUGACAUUGGCCCCAAGGGGGAGAAUGGUCUCCCGGGCAUCGAUGGCAAGGAUGGCACCCCGGGCAUCCCGGGAGUGAAGGGUGGCACGGGACAGGCCGGACGCCCAGGAACGCCGGGACACCGGGGACAAGCUGGAUUGCCGGGCCAGCCGGGAAGCAAAGGUGGCCCAGGUGACAAGGGUGAAGCGGGUCCUCGGGGCCACCCCGGUGCCACCGGUGCCCCAGGGCAGCUCGGCGAGCCCGGACCUCGGGGUGAGCAGGGCCCGCAGGGCGUCCCCGGGCUGAAGGGUGACAGGGGCGAGCGUGGCCUCGUGGGGCCCCCCGGCGAGCAGGGCAGAGCGGGGCCGAAGGGUGAGCAGGGCCCACCAGGCGUCCCAGGACCCCAAGGCCUGCCUGGAGUCAAAGGAGACAAGGGCUCUCCAGGGAAAACCGGCCCCAAAGGCAGCAUUGGAGAUCCCGGCGUCCACGGCCUGGCAGGGCUCAAGGGAGAGAAGGGGGAAUCAGGAGAGCCAGGACCCAAGGGACAGCAAGGCAUCCAGGGAGACCUCGGCUUUCCCGGCCCCUCGGGGGAUGCAGGAGCUCCGGGAAUUCGGGGCUAUCCCGGCCCGCCGGGCCCGCGGGGGCUGGUGGGGGAGCGCGGGGUGCCGGGCAUGCCGGGCCCGCGGGGCACAGCCGGCCGGGAUGCUGGGGACCAGCACAUCGUGGACGUGGUGCUGAAGAUGCUGCAAGAGCAGCUGGCAGAGGUGGCCGUGAGCGCCAAGAGAGCCGCCCUGGGCGGGGUCGGGGCCACGGGACCCCCCGGCCCCCCCGGCCCCCCAGGGCCCCCCGGUGAGCAGGGUCCCCACGGCCCCAUGGGACCCCGAGGUGCCCCCGGAAUCCUGGGAGCUGCCGGGCAGAUCGGGAAUGCUGGACCCAAAGGGAAGAGAGGAGAGAAGGGUGAGAGGGGAGAAGUUGGCCAUGGUCACCCGGGAAUGCCGGGUCCUCCAGGGAUCCCAGGUCUCCCUGGCAUCCCUGGCCACGCUCUGGAUGGCAAGCCGGGCGAGCGGGGCGUGCCGGGCGCCCCGGGCGAGGCGGGGAAGCCGGGCUUGCCGGGCCCGCCGGGAUUCCCGGGGUUCUGCGAGCCGGCCGCGUGCCUGGGCGCCUCGGCGUACGCGGCCGCGCGCCUGACGGAGCCGGGCAGCGUCAAGGGCCCCCUGUACUGAGGGGUUCCCCAUGGGAUAAAAUCCAAAAAUCCAUCCCCACAGAGACCACGGCACUGCAAUUCCAUGGGGGGCAGCUCCCAACAUUUUCCCAGUUCUUGGGAAUGCCGGGAUGAGGGAAAACACGGCCCUGGGAAGGUUUUGGGGUGGGAACACGCCACCAGUACAAUUUGGGAAUAAAGAAUCCCCCCCAAAUCCUGUUUCCAUCCAUGGGGUUCCAAACCUGCUCCCUGUGCCCUUUCCCUCCCAAAAAUAAAUUGGAAUAAAUUUUCUAAACCCCUCUCCCUGUGAUGUUUGAAGGAGCUCAUGGAAAUUCCCUUUUUAUCCUUCCUUUUUUUUUUUUUUUUAACUGGAAUUUUUCCCUCUCUCUGCUCAAAUCCUGGUUUGAUUAUUUAAGAGAAUUCCCAGGUCCAACUUGGUCACUCCCAGAGCUGUAAAUCUUUGUAAAAUAGGGAUAAAAAUAAGAAUAUUUUAUAACUGUGACGAGGAAAACACCAACUUUUGGAAAAAAAUGGACAAUAAAACCAAGCUGGAUUCUUAAUAGCUGGAAUGAUUUGUGGAUUUCUUUGGAUCAAAGCAAGGCCGUGGUGGGGUACGGAAUUUUGAGGGAUGAAGUUCAUCCCAUAAGGAAACAGCUUGGAUGCCAUUCCAGAGAGAUUGGAGCCCACGUGUGGGGAUGGAACAGCUGGAAAACAUCCAAAGCCUGUCCCGAAUCCCAAAAAUCCCUGGCGGGAGAGG
Molecule: messenger RNA, 2872 nt
Organism: Prinia subflava (tawny-flanked prinia)
Lineage: Eukaryota; Metazoa; Chordata; Aves; Passeriformes; Cisticolidae
Gene: COL9A2
Product: collagen type IX alpha 2 chain
Exons: 32
Coding region: 65-2137 (690 amino acids)
Biological process (GO): extracellular matrix organization
Molecular function (GO): extracellular matrix structural constituent conferring tensile strength
Source: RefSeq, a predicted model, not a curated record